This is a messenger RNA of Oppia nitens, 994 nucleotides long. RefSeq lists its product as uncharacterized. The record is from RefSeq and is a predicted model, not a curated record. The transcript has a single exon. Gene Ontology annotation, molecular function: Hsp90 protein binding. Bases 127 to 798 code for a protein of 223 amino acids. Lineage: Eukaryota; Metazoa; Arthropoda; Arachnida; Sarcoptiformes; Oppiidae.
UUGUAGACAAUUUCAAUUUGUUUAUCACUGUAUUAGUCAACAACUAAUGUAAUAAUAUUUGUAAUGUCAUAGUAUUGUUGUUGUUGUGGUUAUUGUCGACAAAGUUGUGAUCAAUUGAUAACAACAAUGAAUACUAAAAGAGCUGAAGAAUUGCGACUUCAGGCCAACAAAUGUAUGGCCGACAAGAAGUACGCCGAAGCACUCAUACACUAUACACACGCUAUCAAAGAGGACAACCGAUCGGCCAAACUGUACUCCAAUCGGAGUCUGGCUUUUCUACGUCUUCAGCAAUACUAUUAUGCGGCCGAAGACGCAAAAGAGUGUAUAGAUUUGGACCAACAGUGGUUCAAAGGAUACGUCCGACGCGCAGAUGUCUAUCUAGAGUGUGGUCUUUACGAGGAAGCGCUUAAGAGCUAUCAUUUGUCUUUACACUUCUUGACCAUUGAUCGCAACACUGAUGGCAACAAUAGUGACAAACAUGAAGACAGUAUCAAUGGGUCAAUCAAGCGAGCACUGGAUCAGCUACAGAAGCAAAGGGCCUACGAUUAUCAAAUCCCGUGGGUGGGCGCCGCACUCGGACUGGUAGUUGGUAUGGCUUUGGUUACGUGGGAUUAUGUGGCCAACUAUUCUUCGCCAUACGUAAGACAUCCGAUACUCAAACUGUUCAUCAUUGGUGUUGUUUCAGCCAUUUUCUUCUAUUUGGCUAAACUUCAGAGAAAUUAUCACAAGAAUUAUAAAGAGUCACUAUUGAAGCCACCAUUGGAUCUGUUAGGUGGUGAUCAACAGCACAAAGAUUAAAAAAGAUCUCAAUUGGACUUCCGUUUAAUUAAUUGAUUUACAAAAAUCAAUCACUUGUUAUGAUUUAGUGUUUAUUUAAUUGUAUUCAUCACUGAAUUUAAUUAUUUUUAUUUUAUUUUUCUAAUGAUAUAUGAUUUUUACAAUUUUAGUUUUUAACUAUUUUUUAUACAAUACGUGUAAAACAUAUGCGUAUAAA